Messenger RNA from Ostrinia nubilalis (European corn borer), 2002 nucleotides. RefSeq names its product POU domain, class 2, transcription factor 3L-like. The record is from RefSeq and is a predicted model, not a curated record. Bases 650 to 2002 code for a protein of 450 amino acids. The transcript is spliced from 10 exons. Gene Ontology annotation, molecular function: RNA polymerase II cis-regulatory region sequence-specific DNA binding; DNA-binding transcription factor activity, RNA polymerase II-specific. NCBI's taxonomy places the organism in Eukaryota, Metazoa, Arthropoda, Insecta, Lepidoptera, Crambidae. Gene Ontology annotation, biological process: regulation of transcription by RNA polymerase II.
GCGAUGCGCACCCGCCACUCGAGUCGCGCGUAACGCGGGAAACACUUCGCAUAAUUAGUCCAACUCGUGUUCGGGACUACAGGGGUCUAGGACUCUCGGAGCAAGUUUGGCAGAAACGUUGGUUUUAUUGGCCAUUGUGUAGAGCGGGAAUUAUUUCUGCAUAACUAAGAUAACUGAUUAAAGUCAUUAUCAUAGGUAAUUAGCCACUAAUUACCUAUUAAACACUACUCCUGAGGGUUAGUUGUCAGUUUUUGUAAAUUUUUUGUGCUGGUAUAAAAAUAAGUUAUCUUUGUUUAAGUAAUUAAUUAUGCAAAUUAAUUAUUAAAGUCAACAUCAUUUAAUGCUUAAUUAAUUGUACUAUAUUGUUUGUUUGUUUUAUUAAAUUCAUUUAUAUUUAAUUUAAUAUUUUACAAUAGUGAGUAUGUCAUAUUUGCAUAAGUACCAGUUAUCUGUAUCUCUUGAAGCUCCGAUCGAUCUGUUCCCACGAUUCUGCCAAACGUACGAGUAUAUUCACAGUGCGUGCGAGUAUAUUCACAGUGCGUGCGAGUCAUCUGGUGUGCAUUACAAACUUUUUUGAUUCUGUGUUUGACUGUUAUUUGUGAGUGAUUAAUUUGGGACUUUUAAUCUUUGGGAGAUCGACGCAAAGGUCAUGGAUCUUAGUCAGAGACGUCGCGAGGGCCCGACAUGGCUGGAAUACCCAUCGUCGCGCCUGCGGCGGCUGCUGCGGGCCGCCUGCCGCGCGCCGCCCGCCCGCCCUACAGUCAUCACAGUGUCUGGUCGCGGUGACGUCAGCAGCUUCUUCAACACACAGAUGGUGCUCGACCUUAACGAAGAGUCGGGCGAGCUUAUCAAGUCGCCGUCGCCGCCGCCGAGCCACGAUGGUUCGGCGAGCGGCGAGGGCGAGAUGAGCGGCGACGAGCGGCUGCCGUCCCCGCCGCGCGCGCCGUCCGCGCCGCUGCCGCACGCCGCGCACCCGCACCACGCGCCGCACGCGCACGCCGCCGCCUCCGCCGCCUCCGCCGCCACCGCCGCCGUGCUCAAUGCAGCGGGCGCCGGCAACGCGCUGGCCCAGCUGCAGCACCUGCUGCUCACGCAGCACGGCGCGCACUCGCUGCUGCUGCACACGCAGGUGCAGCAGGCGGUGGCGCAGGCGGCGGCGCAGCAGCUGCAGCAGCUGCAGGCGCGCGCCGGCGCACAGCAGCCUCCCAGCCUAGACGGCAGAUCUCCGUCGCCGCGGCGGACGCCGCCGGGCGCGGGCGCGUUCCUGACGCCGCACACGCCGGGCUCGGGGCGCGCGCGCUCGCCGCAGCACGCGCUGGCGCUGGCGCACACGCCGCUGCACGCGCACGCGCACAAGCCGCGCGCGCUCGAGCCCGCCGCCGACGACACCGCCGACCUGGAGGAGCUCGAGCACUUCGCCAAGACCUUCAAGCAGCGCCGCAUCAAGCUCGGUUUCACCCAGGGUGACGUCGGCCUCGCGAUGGGCAAGCUGUACGGCAACGACUUCUCGCAGACGACGAUAUCUCGGUUCGAGGCGCUGAACCUGUCGUUCAAGAACAUGUGCAAGCUGAAGCCGCUGCUGCAGAAGUGGCUGGAGGACGCGGACUCGUCGCUGGCGGGCGGCGGCGGCGGCGCGGGCGCGGGGCUGGGCGCGGGGCUGGCGGAGGCCGUGGGCCGGCGCCGCAAGAAGCGCACGUCCAUCGAGUCCGGCGUGCGCGUGGCGCUCGAGAAGGCCUUCGUGCACAACCCCAAGCCCACCAGCGAGGAGAUCGCCGCGCUCGCCGACGCGCUCUGCAUGGAGAAGGAGGUCGUGCGCGUCUGGUUCUGCAACCGCCGGCAGAAGGAGAAGCGCAUCAACCCGCCGGCGGGCGAGGCGGGCGCGAGCCCGGGCGGCGCGGGCGGCGGCGUGCUGCUGCCGCUGCACCACGCGCCGCACGCGCUGCACGCGCUGCAGCCGCUGCAGCCGCUGGCGCUGCUGGCGCGCGCGCCGCCCCGCGACUGA